AUGAACAUAGGGAAAAAAAUUUCUACAAGAUUAUCACUUAACUUAAGAGCUCGAGCGCGGAUUCGAGCUGAGAGGCAAGGGGAUCGAGGCGCUCCUCGGACACGGAAGAUGUCGAAGGCUAAAGAGCAAAAGGCUCUUAUAGAGGAGGCGGCGGCGAUCGUGAGUGCAUGUUGA
This is a messenger RNA of Heterobasidion irregulare TC 32-1, 174 nucleotides long. RefSeq lists its product as uncharacterized. The transcript is spliced from 2 exons. NCBI's taxonomy places the organism in Eukaryota, Fungi, Basidiomycota, Agaricomycetes, Russulales, Bondarzewiaceae. The record is from RefSeq and is a predicted model, not a curated record. Bases 1 to 174 code for a protein of 57 amino acids.